Molecule: messenger RNA, 903 nt
Organism: Sphenostylis stenocarpa
Lineage: Eukaryota; Viridiplantae; Streptophyta; Magnoliopsida; Fabales; Fabaceae
Source: the annotation of a GenBank genome assembly
AUGGUUUGGUUUCAAUGCGAAGAUUGCGGAGAUAACCUCAAAAAACCCAAGUUGUCUAGUCACUUUCGAACUUGCUCCGCUUACAAAUUGUCGUGCAUUGACUGUGGGGAAAUAUUCGGGCGUGACACCGUUCAGAAUCACACACAGUGCAUUACAGAAGCGGAAAAGUAUGGUCCAAAAGGCCAAGGCAUAACUGCGAAUGCUGCAACUGCCACGCCUAACAAGGAUAACAAGCAAAGGCCUGAAGUUGAUAUUAAUGUGGGGUUAUCUGAGCGGCCUCCUUGGUUCUGUAGUCUUUGCAAUACAAAAACUACAAGUAAGCAAACACUUCUUCUCCAUGCUGAUGGAAAGAAACACAGGGCAAAGGCAAGAGCAUUCCAUGCUUCAAAGCAACAACCAACCCAGGCAGAUAAAUCUGCUACUGGUGAUGCUAAGGCUAUUGUGGAGACUACUCCUGCUGAUGAGGCGAGAGAUGGCAAAAAUGAUGAACUGCCAAAAUUGCAAGAGCCUUCAAAACAAAAUGACUCAAAACCCAGGAAUGAAAUUUCUUCAGCAAAGAAAAAGAGGAAACUUGAAGCAUUGGAGGCUGACCUUAUUAAAAAAAGCAGGAAUGACACUUCAGUUGACAUGGGAAAUGGUGAAGUAAUUCAGGGUGAACAAGAAACAGGAGAGAGCAAUUUGAAGAAAGAAGGGAUGAUAGAACCUCUCUGUACAAGUGCUGUCAAAAAUAAAGUAAAAUGGAAGAAAUUUAUCAAAUCAGCCUUGAAAUUGCAUCCUGAUGGAGUUUUGAAGAUGAAAAAACUUAGAAAAGUUGUCCUCAAAGCACUGCAGGAAUCAGGCAUUGCAGUGGAUGAAGCUGAAUUUAGUGAGGCACUUGAGCAGAAGCUCCAGAUUUGCAGUUGA